AAAAAAAUGUUUUUCUUUAUUCCUUGCUAUUGAUGCAUUCCUGGCAGCACCCUCUGCUUAAAGUCCAGCAUCAUAAAAUGCCUGAAUGUGCGUCCACACAGGGAGUGGCAAGAGCGUCAAAGCCACCGGAAAUCACCUAAUAUGUGUCAGCGCAGUUAAACGUUUGUGGACAGGCACCCCUCAGUGACCAUCCAGUGGGUGGGCAAGAUUCAAAAGCGGUGUGGUGGCCAUGGCAGGCCAGCCUACAUCGCGACGGCAAGCACUUCUGUAGUGGGUCCCUCGUCACCACGGACUGGGUGAUGACGGCUGCACACUGCUUCCGCAGCACGAGCACCGCUGGCCUGGUCGUCUACCUGGGUCGGCAGUAUCAGCAGAGCAGAUCUCGCCGCAACAUGGUUUGCAGGAGAGUCCUGCGUAUAAUCAAACAUCCCAGUUACAUGUCCUCGAUCCGUGAAAAUGACAUCGCCCUCCUCCGUCUGUCCUCCUCCGUCACCUUCACCGACUACAUCCGCCCCGUCUGCCUGGCAGCAGCUGGCAGCACCUUCGACUCUGGCACCAACACAUGGAUCACCGGAUGGGGAACCACCAAAUCAGGCGUCCCUCUGCCCUAUCCAGGGACGCUGCAGCAGGUGCAAAUUCCAGUGGUGGGAUUGACAGACUGCCGUAAGGCUUACGACCCUCAAAAUGUCCUCAUCACUAACAACAUGAUGUGUGCUGGAUUACUAGGACAGGGAGGCAAGGACUCCUGCCAGGGAGACUCCGGCGGUCCGAUGGUGGUUAAGCAGGACUCUGUGUGGGUCCAGGCAGGGAUUGUGAGUUUCGGCAUCGGCUGUGGCGAGGCAGAAUUCCCGGGAGUGUACGCCCGCGUCUCCCAAUAUGAAAGCUGGAUCAACUCCGCAAUCACCACAGAGCGUCCAGGCUACGUCACCGGUGGAGCCGGCAGUGCUGGAGGGGCCCCCAGCCUCCUCACAGGGCUCCUCACCCUCUCGCUCUACCUCCUCAUCUCUGCCUGACUCUUCUACUGACCCCCCCUACAUCGCUAGCAUCACAGCCCCACUAGCACUAGCAUGUGGGUAAGCUAGUGGGGAAGCUGUGAUGCUAGCGAUGUGCGGGGUCAGUAGAAGCUGUGAUGCUAGCGAUGUGCGGGGUCAGUAGAAGCUGUGAUGCUAGCGAUGUGCGGGGUCAGUAGAAGCUGUGAUGUACUAAUUACAGCUUCACUGCUAGCAUGACAGCUUCAUGGCUAUCGCUCCUCUAGCUCUCUCACUGCUGCAGUUAGCACAGUUACAGAAUAUCCCUGCUGUCUGUCUAACUGCUGACAAAGGGGUCAUAGGUUACGAUGGACUCGUAUCUGGGAGUCACCUGCCACUACACAGAUGGCAACACAAAUCUGAGUUCAGUUCUCCUGGGAGUGGCAACAUUUCCAAAAGCCCACGCCGCUGCCAACAUCAACAAGGCUUUGUUCCACCUCAUUACUAACUGGGGCCUCACUGGAUUGGUACAAGGAUACAAGGAGGUUUAUUUGUUGCAUGCAUAUCAUUACUAAAGUAAAGAUUGAGUGAAAUUG
Molecule: messenger RNA, 1564 nt
Organism: Sardina pilchardus (European sardine)
Lineage: Eukaryota; Metazoa; Chordata; Actinopteri; Clupeiformes; Clupeidae
Product: serine protease 27-like
Exons: 6
Coding region: 300-1013 (237 amino acids)
Biological process (GO): proteolysis
Molecular function (GO): serine-type endopeptidase activity
Source: RefSeq, a predicted model, not a curated record